Molecule: messenger RNA, 389 nt
Organism: Ochotona curzoniae (black-lipped pika)
Lineage: Eukaryota; Metazoa; Chordata; Mammalia; Lagomorpha; Ochotonidae
Gene: PRR15L
Product: proline rich 15 like
Exons: 1
Coding region: 1-303 (100 amino acids)
Source: RefSeq, a predicted model, not a curated record
AUGACAGAGGUCGGCUGGUGGAAACUGACCUUCCUCCGGAAAAAGAAGUCCGCUCCCAAGGUACUCUAUGAGAUCCCUGAUGGCCUCGUGCAGACGGAGGGAAGCGCUGAGCCGCCACGGCCUGAUGCAGACAGCCCCAGCAGUGACUUUAACAACCGCCUGGGGAAGAUGGUGGACAAGGGCACGAAGGGCAAACACGUCAAGGUCUCCAACUCGGGUCGUUUCAAGGAAAAGAAGAAGGUGCGUGCCACACUGGCCGAGAACCCCAACCUCUUUGAUGAACGGGAGGACAAAGGCCAAUGACAGGGACAGGCGAGGAUGCUGGCACCUCCCAGCCCCCUGCCAUCAGCGGGUCUGAGGCAGGAGCUUGCCACGCUGGCCUCUGGGGU